Molecule: messenger RNA, 704 nt
Organism: Drosophila montana
Lineage: Eukaryota; Metazoa; Arthropoda; Insecta; Diptera; Drosophilidae
Gene: Mettl5
Product: Methyltransferase like 5
Exons: 2
Coding region: 1-642 (213 amino acids)
Biological process (GO): rRNA methylation
Molecular function (GO): rRNA (adenine-N6-)-methyltransferase activity; nucleic acid binding
Source: RefSeq, a predicted model, not a curated record
AUGGCUCGCCUAAAGCUGAAGAAGCUGGAGGAGUAUUUGCAGUGUGUCGAUGGCUUUGAGCAGCCAAAGAUUCUGCUGGAACAGUAUCCAACACCACCCCACAUAGCUGCAUGCAUGACGCAUCACAUGCAAGCGCAGCACGACGACAUUGAGGGAAAGCUUGUGGCUGAUCUGGGAUGUGGUUGCGGUAUGCUCAGCAUUGCCGCCACAUUACUUGGAGCGCAGCUUACUGUUGGCUUCGAACUCGACGACGCUGCCGUGGACAUUUACCGCCAGAAUGUGCUGGACAUGGAGCUGCCCAAUGCAGAUUGUGUGCGUGCGAAUGUGCUGCAAUUGCCGGGCAGUAAGUGGGAUAAUGCCUUCGACACGGUGGUUAUGAAUCCGCCCUUUGGCACCAAACAUAAUGCUGGCAUGGAUAUGCGGUUUUUGGAUGUGGGCAUGCGUCUGGCCACAGGAGCUGUCUACUCGCUGCACAAAACGUCCACACGCACUUACAUCCAAAAGAAAUCCAAAGAGUGGGGCGCUCGGAGUAGCGUAAUUGCUGAAUUGCGUUAUAACAUCGAAGCCAGCUACAAGUUCCACAAGCAGAAGUCCAAGGAUAUUGAGGUUGACUUUUGGCGCUUUGAUGUCAGCGAACUGUGACACAGCUCAACACAGCAAGAAACAUUUAGUUAAGAUUACAAAUGAAAUGCAUUUUUUUUUGA